Emericellopsis cladophorae is the source of this 2172-nucleotide messenger RNA. RefSeq lists its product as uncharacterized. The transcript has 2 exons. Lineage: Eukaryota; Fungi; Ascomycota; Sordariomycetes; Hypocreales; Bionectriaceae. Gene Ontology annotation, molecular function: damaged DNA binding. The record is from RefSeq and is a predicted model, not a curated record. The coding region runs from base 1 to 2172 and encodes 723 amino acids. Gene Ontology annotation, cellular component: Mre11 complex. Gene Ontology annotation, biological process: double-strand break repair via homologous recombination; mitotic G2 DNA damage checkpoint signaling.
AUGACCGUCAAAGUCGAUCCCGUGGCAGCCGGCAGCGCUCACAAUCUCAAUGCUCGCUCAAAAAUCACGAUUGAGGAUCUCAAGACGAAGCAUGGCACCGAAGUGGACGGCCGGUUAAUUAAGAAUGACAAGGUCGUUGUUGAAGGCAGCUGUGCUGAGAUUAUGCUGGGCAAAUUCACCACAAAGUUUCGGAUCAUGUGGGAGCCUGUUGUCUUCACCUUUUCGUUCUCGAAGAAAGAACUGCAAAGCGGCCCAAUCGAAACCCUGCAAGACCGUUUCGAGCAACUAGACAUCAAGCUGCUCACAGAAUACCACCACAAAUGGACGACGCAUGUGGUAUCCAAGAAGCGGAACACUGUCAAGGCACUGCAAGCCCUGGUCGAUGCUCGGUACAUUGUGACGGAAACAUUUCUUGACGCAGUGGUCAAGGCGGCUUACUCUCCAGACGAUACCCAGACUUGUGUUUUGGAGCAAAACUUUGACAAGUGGCCAGACGCAAAGGAACAUGUACCAUCCCCCGGAGGCGAGCCGAAGCAACACACAGCAGAUAUAUACUACCCAGAUACUGGCAGAGCAGAUGUCUUUGAAGGAUACACGUUCAUUUUCUACGAUAGAUCGCAGUAUGAAAAUCUGAUGCCAGCGGUCAAUGCUGGAGGAGGCAAGACUCUGCUGGAAGAGGUCGUGGCUGGGAAGACAGAACCCGAAAGCUUUGCUCGUAGGGUAGAAGAGGUCGCCGGCGAAAAGGGGCUUGGGUCGUUCGAGGAUGGUAGUGAGGGCAAGGGCGUGGUUUUGGUGCGAUACAUCCCUUCCAAAGGGGACCAAGUCCAGUGGUAUGCCAACUUUUUCACCUCGGUGUCGUUGUUGCUGGACCAUCGGCCAAUAGACCAGAACGAGUUUCUGGAAGCUAUCUUGAUCAAGGAUGCGAGCAUUUUGCGAAGACCAUUGGAGAUCGAAUCCAGCACUGCGACCCAAGACAGGGCUCCUGGGUCACGCUCAGCGCAGGUCUCUCGAUCGGAGCGGUCAAGCCAGAGCGAGUACAGGGAACAGGCGUCGCAAAGUGUCGAGCCUGCAACAGCACAGCCGGCACCCCGAAGAGGACGGCGUGGACCUGUCAAGCGACGAUUUGUUGGCUUUGACAACGACAGUGACGACGCCACCAUGGCAGAUGCCCCAGCGGCGGCGGCGCCACCACCGCCACCGGUGGAGGACAGCAUACCAGUUUCGGAUGAAGAGGGUCUCUUCGUAUCGCAGCAGUUUUCGCAACAAGACCAGCCAGCGUCUACGAAAGCGCAGAAGAGACACGCCCCGCAGGAUGAUCUGAUGGAGGGCAUGGCACCAGCUGCCGCGCGCUUUAAGCGGCAACGUCUGGCGGAGCGUGACGAUUUCGCCGUGCCAGAUCCAGAGCCGGAGUCUGAAACCCCCGCGGCGCAAGAACCCAAGACUAAGAUCAAAAAGGAGGUCGACAUCUCGGCGCAACUGUAUCAACAUCGCCAGAUGGAGGAGGAGCGGGCUCGUCGGGAGAAAGAAGAUUUGGCAAACCUGCCGGACGACGUCGACCUCGCCGAGAUCCGCCGACUCAACAUUGUGGAAGAGAUGGAUAUCAGGCGUCCGGGCAUGGCACGCACGCGUGAGCAAGAUGUUGCCGACGGUCGAUGGAAUCCUAAAUGGAACGGCAUGAAGAACUUUAAAAAGUUCCGCAAACGCGGAGAGGUUACAGGGGCUCGUCAACCCGUGAAGCAGCUGAUCCAGCUGCAGGAAGUGAAGAACAAGGAAUUCGGAGUGGGCGAUGACUUUUGGCUGGAGGACGAGGGGACGCAGAAGCGGCACAGAAGCAGCCAGCGAAGCGUCGAAACGCGUGAGGAGGCUCCUCCACCACCUCCGCCACCGCAGCUAAGGGGUCGCGCGGCUCGUGUCAUUGGGUCCGAGAGCGAAGACGAGGAUGAGGAGCUGCCCGCUGUUUCGGAGAUAUCCGCACAGCCCUCCCGCACAAGAGUCGGCAGCCAGGCGUCUACGAGGCAAACGACGCUGAACAAGCGCCCAGCCCCGACGUCGGAAUCUGCGACAGAGCAAGCCCCCAAGAGGGCCAGGCCGACUCGCCGAGCAGCAGCGGCCGACGAGAGUGAUGAUAGUGACGAUGAGCUCAAGUUUAGAUUCGGCAGACGGCGCAAGUAG